AGGAGAACACAAAAUAAUAUUUAAAACGAAAUUUUUUGUUAAAGAAUUUUUUUUAGGUUUCGAUUUCAGUUCAGUUAAAAAUUAAACGUACGCGUGUGAAGACGUUCAAUAAAGAACCGUUUAUCUUAAAUAAAAACAAAUAAAAAAAAUUAAAAAAUUUCCUUUUACAUCCCCUUAAUUUAAAAAUCUCUAUAAAAUGUCUCAUUCUGUAACCAUUACUCGCACCACCACCAGCACCACUAACACUUCCUAUAUUGUGUUGAAUACUGGUUACCUGAAAAGCUUUUCAGGUCUAUUGAAAUUAUUCGAAUUGCUUAUUGGUGGUGCCAUGGUUGGCAUUUUCAGUUAUUAUCAAGGAUAUAAUUUCCAUAAUACUUACGAUGGUGUCGUCUUUACCUUUUUAAUGGCGGUGACAUUUAUGAUUGGCACAUUUUGUUUACUGUUAUCAUGUUUAAUAUCCCUGAGCACGGGUGGAAUUAUUUCCAAAACUAUUUAUGAACUAAUUUAUCACAGUGUUGCAGCCAUUCUACUCUUAGUCAGUUCCACAAUUUUGAUUAUUUCUGUUACCGAUAGAUACAGAAAACAUGAUGCUUAUCUGGCUGCUAGUGUUAUGGGUUUGGUAAACAGUGUUCUUUAUUUCAUUAGUGCCUUCUUGGCCCACCGAUCUUAUCGUGGCAUUUAAAUGUACAAUAAGAAAGAUCCAAAUAUUAAUUAAGGUGUUCCAAAAAGCAAAAAAAAAAAAAUUACUUAAUUGAUAUUCAAAUGAAAUCUUAAC
Molecule: messenger RNA, 775 nt
Organism: Lucilia sericata (common green bottle fly)
Lineage: Eukaryota; Metazoa; Arthropoda; Insecta; Diptera; Calliphoridae
Exons: 4
Coding region: 197-682 (161 amino acids)
Cellular component (GO): membrane
Source: RefSeq, a predicted model, not a curated record